GUAGAGCAGUGAGGAUAUGACGCGGACUCCCUGUGUCUGCCUCGUUCUCUACAUAAACCCACACUCAUCACAAGACCCCAAUACAAAAGAGAUAUUUUCAAGUAUAGGAAGCCAGCAAGGAAAGUACGAUUAGGGGCGUAAAUUAAACCGAUUUCAGACCACUUGCGGUGUUUCAGGUCUAACGUAGAUUGUGUGCUUCCAUUCUGACGCGCACCAGCUCAUCCGCGUGCUCGUCUUAAAAGAAACAGCAUGGCAGACUAUCUUAUAAGUGGAGGUACGGGCUAUAUCCCAGACGAUGGCUUGUCUGCCCAGCAGCUUUUUUCUGUCGGAGAUGGUCUCACCUACAAAUCAGGACAGAAGUCUGCCCGAGACGGGCUCACGGCUGAAGAGCUUUGCUCUAUGGGGGACGGUAUGACUUACAAUGAUUUUCUGAUCCUGCCCGGCUUCAUUGACUUCACCUCAGAGGAAGUGGACUUGACUUCAGCAUUGACCAAAAAGAUCACAUUAAAGACCCCGCUUAUCUCCUCUCCCAUGGAUACCGUCACCGAAUCCGCAAUGGCCAUCGCCAUGGCACUCAUGGGAGGGAUUGGAAUUAUUCAUCAUAACUGCACCCCAGAGUUUCAAGCCAACGAGGUGCGCAAGGUCAAGAGGUUCGAGCAGGGUUUCAUCACCGACCCAGUGGUGCUUACCCCACGUCAUACUGUUGGCGACGUGCUUGAAGCAAAAGUCAGACACGGGUUCUCAGGAAUUCCCAUAACUGAGACUGGCAAGAUGGGCAGCAAAUUGGUCGGCAUCGUCACGUCACGAGACAUCGACUUCCUGUCCGAGAAGGAUAAUAACAAACUUCUGGAAGAGGCCAUGACUAAAAGGGAGGAUCUGGUAGUCGCUCCAGCUGGUGUCACACUGAAAGAAGCCAACGACAUCCUGCAGCGCAGCAAAAAAGGUAAACUGCCAAUUGUGAAUGACAAAGACGAGCUGGUGGCUAUAAUCGCCCGCACGGAUCUGAAGAAGAACAGGGACUACCCGCUGGCCUCCAAAGACUCGCGCAAACAGCUGCUGUGCGGUGCCGCCAUCGGAACCCGUGAAGAUGACAAAUACCGACUGGAUCUGCUAAUGCAGGCCGGGGUGGAUGUAGUGGUCCUGGAUUCAUCACAAGGCAACUCGGUAUACCAGAUAAAUAUCAUCCAUUACAUCAAGCAGAAGUACCCAGAGCUGCAGGUUGUGGGUGGAAACGUGGUUACAGCUGCUCAGACCAAAAACCUGAUCGACGCAGGUGUGGACGCAUUGAGAGUGGGAAUGGGGUGUGGUUCGAUCUGCAUUACGCAGGAAGUCAUGGCUUGUGGCCGGCCUCAAGGCACCUCUGUGUAUAAAGUAGCAGAAUACGCUCGCAGAUUUGGUGUGCCAGUCAUCGCAGAUGGAGGCAUCCAGACGGUCGGUCACGUGGUGAAGGCCCUUUCCCUGGGAGCAUCUACAGUUAUGAUGGGUUCUCUGCUGGCUGCCACCACAGAAGCUCCAGGAGAGUAUUUCUUCUCUGAUGGGGUGAGGUUGAAGAAAUACAGAGGAAUGGGAUCUCUGGAUGCCAUGGAGAAGAAUACCAGCAGUCAGAAACGUUACUUUAGUGAGGGGGACACGGUAAAGGUGGCUCAGGGUGUGUCCGGUUCGGUGCAGGACAAAGGCUCCAUCCAUAAGUUUAUCCCGUACCUCAUCGCUGGGAUUCAGCACGGAUGCCAGGACAUCGGCGCAAAAAGUCUCUCGGUUCUUCGCUCCAUGAUGUAUUCCGGAGAGCUGAAGUUUGAGAAGAGGACAAUGUCUGCUCAGGUUGAAGGAGGCGUGCAUGGACUUCACUCUUACGAGAAACGUCUUUACUAAUGGAAGCGGUGGAGCGUGGAUGAGAAGUAGUGACCAAACACCUGACAAAUCUUAUACCAACAAACGUAACCCCAUCACCCUUUUUCCAAUCUUCACAACAGUGGGAAAUGGAGAAGAGAAGUAUUAAUAGUUUGAGAGCAGGACCUCAAACAAAUCCAGUCUCCCAUACAAUACCAGUUGCACUCAGUAGAGUAUCAGGGUUGCCAAAAAGCUGCCUAUUUACUAGCAGACCAGCAAAAGCAAGAAGGCAUUUGGAGCAAGUGUUCUUGAAAGCCUUUUUACUUCCCGAAAUGAUGCUGCGGCCGUGUCGAAUGUUUCACAUCAUUGCAGCAUCUAAGUCAAUCUCUUUCUAUUUGCAAACUGACGACUGCCAUGAGACCAAGUACUCAAAUUAUACUUGAGGCAAUCUUUUCUGUACUCCAUUUGUAACUACUGAAGAUGCUAUAUGAUAUAUUUUUAUUUUAGAAGGAAGAGAACAGAGGUACUUAAAAUGGUUGUAUUUAUGAUGGUGAAAUGUGUGGGACAAGUCUGUUUAUCUUAGCGUUCUUCUGCUAUGUCCACCAUACGUGUCCUGUAUCUGUGGGUACGAUUCAUAACGAACACAAAUAUAUCAAAUCUUAUAUCUGUAAAUACACACAAUUGCUCUAAGAGUCUCAUUGUUGUCCUGAUAUUUUUGACCAAAAGCUGGAACUUAUAUUUGAAGGUUUUGUGAUCAAGUCAAUUGAGGCAGACUUUUUAAUGCAGUCUUGACUGGAAUUGUAACAAAGAAUUAUAAAUGCAAUUGAAGCUCUGAUGAAAAGGUGUAAAGAGUUUUAAUGUGCAUGCUGUCGUGUUUUUUAAGCUGUAACAUGACGACGUUUAUACUAUUUACAUUACUGCCAAGCGCAUUUUGUUUUUUUGUUUAUCUUUUGACUAUAUCGAAUCUUUUACCAAAGCCAAAUAAAUGCUUUGAGUUCCUGGUCGGUCUUCUUAUAGUCACCAAAAUGUCCCACGGCUUUGUGUGUUGGGAGAACCAGUGAAAUGCCUUUGUGUCAUAAAUUAAGGAUACUGCCAAAGGAAGCAUGUCAUCCAUGUGAAUUUAGUUUUUUAACAACAGUACUAUAAAUUGCUUUUUAUUCUGUUCCCAAUGCAGUUUCUUGUGUAGAAAUCAUGCACUCUGUACCUCGGAAUUUGUUGACACAAUCAUUUACACAGCAAGACAUGGUCUGCAUCCGUUUGUCUACUGGAUGUUGCUUGUUUGCUGUUCCGUUGAACUCAAAAGCCAAGUUUGUUUACCGCUGUUUACUCGACCGAUGUUGCUGAUCCUGUUCAAUAUUGUUGGAAAUAAAGAAACUUAAUAAAUCUGU
Molecule: messenger RNA, 3215 nt
Organism: Triplophysa rosa
Lineage: Eukaryota; Metazoa; Chordata; Actinopteri; Cypriniformes; Nemacheilidae
Gene: impdh1b
Product: IMP (inosine 5'-monophosphate) dehydrogenase 1b
Exons: 16
Coding region: 250-1869 (539 amino acids)
Biological process (GO): GTP biosynthetic process
Cellular component (GO): cytoplasm
Molecular function (GO): IMP dehydrogenase activity
Source: RefSeq, a predicted model, not a curated record